Bactrocera oleae (olive fruit fly) is the source of this 2805-nucleotide messenger RNA. RefSeq lists its product as uncharacterized. Lineage: Eukaryota; Metazoa; Arthropoda; Insecta; Diptera; Tephritidae. The record is from RefSeq and is a predicted model, not a curated record.
AAUAAAGCAAUUAAUAUUACAGUAUUCGAAUGGUAACCUUAUGCUAACCUCAAAAGUGAAUACGACUUGCUAUCAAUUACAUGGGAUGAUAAGGCUGGGUUACUGAAUUACUCAGCAGAUAUCUAAAGACAAGUAACUGAUUCGCUAAUAAUCUGUGAUUAUUUCUUAAACGGACCACAGAAAUUUUACCAAACACACUAUUCUCUCUUAUUUAUUUCAACUGUACUUAUUUAUUUUAAUAACGAUCCUCCCGUAAUGCUGCAACGGUAGCUCGUCGACUUCGGUUCUGAAACAUACGAUAGUGAAAUACAUAAAGGCGAACUCUUCUCACGACAGAAGGAUCUACGCAAUCGAAAAAGACCCGGAUUUUUAUCGGACCAUGGAAAAUUUUAAUAAGUAAGAGGUGAAUUUCGUUAAUACAUUUAGACCAUACGCUUCCAGUUACUAUCAAAAAAGUAUUUUUUCAAAUCACUGCACAAACCUUAAAUAGGAGUUACAAAAGAAGAGGGAGGUCAUCAUUGGUAUAAAAAUGCCGAGAAAUUUGUUUCUGUGGAAAGUGCGGCCCCACGAGCUGGCGACCAAGACACUAUAUUUCUAGCCAUUCUAACUGUACAUAGUGGACUAUUGACACUCACGCGGUGAACCUUAAGAUUUUGGUGGGUGCAACUUGUCAAAAUUCCUUGGAUGAAGAUGCGGCGGAAACAGCUUGACACUGGUCCCAGGAAUAUCAGUCUGUUUAUCUAGCCCUAACCUAUGUCUCAAACCACUGAAAACAAUAGCAAAUUGAUUCGAAUUUCCUUUAUGUUCACCGUAUCCUCCAGAACUGGCCCCCGCGACUUUUUCAGUUCUCAGACCUCAAGAGUAUAGUGAAGUAUAUUCCAGCUGAGGUUUAUUUUGUAACAAAUUUUUCUUUUACUUCCAAAAUUAUAUCGAAAAGUUGGAAUAUCUUUUAUAAUGCUGUAUCGCUCUUGACGACAACUUCAAUAUAAUGAAAUAAAAUCAAAUUUGGAUUAAAAAAAUGUGAUUUUGUUUUAGGAGAUACGAACUUUUCAGCAUCCUAAACUUUAAGCAACAAAAUGCCAGAUUGUAAAAAUGUUAUUAACUUACGGGUUUUGGGUAUUGCAUUUCUACCAACAACAUUGCUUCAAUGUUGUGCCAAAAAAUCAGUUUAAGGAACGAUUAAACUACUUGUAAGAGGCAAAUAACAACAAUUGAACGCACUCAAGUGAUAAGUCAGUGGCAACAACAACAACACGCUUAAGUCAUAAUAGCACGCGUUUGAAGAAAACACAUUAGUGACGAAACAACAACCGAAUUGCAACAGUGACAACAAUUAUUUAGUACAUUACUGGGUGCAACAUUCCGUGGCAAAAGCAAUUUUCUGGCAUAAUUUGAAACCACACAAGCAAUUGCAAGAGGAAAUUCAGUAUUGCAUAGGGCAUGACUGAAGUUAGUUGGUGAAAUUUCGGCCGGAGAGUAAUAAAAUAAUGCGUUAUAAAAAAAUCGGCUGCUUGCAGAUCCUUUGCCUUGUGCUGCUUGUCGGUGCCAAGGGGGCGGACCUGGAGAAGCAUAAGCAAAAGCGCGGCGUGGUGGAAAAUUUCGGCGAAGGUUUGAAGUUUGCCGGGCAAAUGUUUGGCAUCAACACUGCUGCCGACGUGGCGAAUCUAGUAGCGAUGGCUUUCGCCAAAAAGAAGCCGAAUUUUAUGUCAAUAUUCCAAAAGAAACAAUCAACCGGAGAGAGCAGCGAGACGGAAGCAACGCAGCAGGAAGAGAAGGAUACAAGUUACGAACAGUCGGUACAGGCGGAGAAAAGCACGGUGUUCAGCACGAGUCGGUUCGUUACAGGUGUGUUGCGCAUGAUUGGCUUCGAUGCAACCAAAUUGGGCGCACUGGCGAUAAACGCGUUAAUGUUGUUUGCACAGACGAUAGGCAGUGCAUUUACGUCACCACCACGCAGCAUUAAUCCAUACGCGUCACAAUCACCACCACCACACACCCCAUACGACAAUGAGGAGGAUGAUGACGUGCCCGAUGCAUUGCGUGACGGCGAACAGGAAGCACAUCAACCGCGUGCUUUACGCGGCGGUACACCAAUCGACUGGUAUCUGGAGAAUCCGGACGAGGGAAUGCGCCGCACGCUGGACGAUGCCUUGGAUACGCGGCUUACAGAUCGCAUUACGGAGAUGAUUGAGUAUGUGGAGAAGCGUGACGGCGGUCAGGGUGGUUGCCUGAAGCUGCUGAUGUGCAAGAGUUCGCCAAUUAUUUGGGGCAUGCAAAGGUCGGUGAGUGAACGUGUCACGGGCAAGGUGGCGAACACCACCGAAGAGGCUGCAUCAGGAAAAGAGAAGGCUAAGCCGAAGAAAUUAUUUUCAACAGAUGUGUUUUUUGCACAUUUUCCCACAAUGGAGGAAUUUCGCAAGCACGGCGCAGUGUGUGAAGAACGUUUUCGCAAUGAGUGUAAUCUAGGAGAUGAUGUAACAAGUGGCACCCCAAAAGCAAGCAACAAAAAAGGAGAAUAGUAACAAGUAAAAUGUAGAGUAAUUUUGUUAAUGUUAAUAAUACAAAUUAUAGCAACGGAGAAAGAUUUUUUCUUUCAUUAUUAAAAUUGAAAAAGUAGCAUUUGGUGAAAAGAAAGAAGCAUAUUAAAGAAAAUGUUUGGUAAAAAUUGAACACUGGCAACAACAUCCUUUAAUAUACAUUGUCGAUAAUUUCACUAUGAAACAUAUCUUCCUGCGCCUAAUUGUAGGCAAACGUUUGGUUUAUUGCGAAAUGUCAUAACUGCACGGAAUUUUUCUGGAAUGUGUG